Juglans microcarpa x Juglans regia is the source of this 1125-nucleotide messenger RNA. RefSeq lists its product as uncharacterized. The coding region runs from base 118 to 918 and encodes 266 amino acids. The record is from RefSeq and is a predicted model, not a curated record. The transcript is spliced from 7 exons. NCBI's taxonomy places the organism in Eukaryota, Viridiplantae, Streptophyta, Magnoliopsida, Fagales, Juglandaceae.
CUAAUCAGCAGCUUUUCUUGCCUAUUAAAAAAGAAAAAGAAAAAGCCCUUCUUGCACGUAACGUUCAUCUCUCUCUCUCUCUCUCUCGUCUUAAUCUGAAAUAAAAGGCUGUCUCCAAUGACCGAACCCACGGCUACACACAGUCUCCCUGCAGAUUUCUACGCAAUGGCUGCGAUUCCGUUCGAUGAGUGCCAACAGAACGUCAAGGGCAUCCUGGAUGGAAGUUGCAGCCCACCUGUCAGCUGUCCAUGUAUCAAACUACUAGAGCCAAGUAUUGAUGAGAUCAGCCAGCACUGUUCUAUAGACAUUCUGCCAAUUCUUCUCGAGGGGCCUUCAUUUCCAGAAAGAUUUCACAGUUCACAUGGCCAAGACUUCUACAGCAUUUCAGUGUUGUCCAAUGAAGGCAACGAUCCACAAUGUGCUUCAGAGUUGGCAUUUCUAAGCUUCUUGGAAGUUGCUAACCCAUCAAAUGAUCAGAUGUGCUUGGAUGCACAAUUGAAUUGCCAGAAUUGCAUUGACUUUCAAAUGAACAGUGCUGAUGCUAUUCCCCCCUGCAUUGUUGACAUAAAUAUUGAAAAGGAAAGUUCAAAAACACCCAAAUCUACUGAUGAAACUGUUGAAAGUUUGAAAAGUGAGGGUGUGCUGACUCAUUUGCAGAAGGUGUUGUGGAGACAGGCAAGCCUUAAGAUAGGUGGAAAAAUUGUGCAACUUUUGACAAAUAAUUCAAGAGAUAAAUCAGGGAAUGAAAGGACCCAUGAUACUUCAAAUAAUCGAUGGAGGAAAUAUAAACGUGCCACCUCAUUUGAUUCAAGAAAGAUCGUUCUCCUAUUUUCAAUCUUAUCAAGUUUGGGAACAUUGGUGCUGAUAUAUCUAACGUUGAAAGUUAGGCAGAAUGGUGAUGCUUAUGCUCGUGUCUGAAGGUCUUGCCUUCCUCUGCUUCCAAUUCAUGCUUCAUCUUGCUCUUCUUUAUAAACUUCUCUUGAGAAGUUAUCAUUGGAGUUCCCUUUCUCCUAUUGUUCAUAUAAAUGUUUUUGAGUGUUCUCUGUACAUAGUAUCAUUCACAUUUCUACUAGAUUUUUUGUGAUAUCUGACUAUUUACGGGCUUAUCGCAAUCUUUAUAUUUUU